Leptopilina heterotoma is the source of this 4105-nucleotide messenger RNA. RefSeq names its product muscle segmentation homeobox-like. Gene Ontology annotation, molecular function: DNA-binding transcription factor activity, RNA polymerase II-specific; RNA polymerase II cis-regulatory region sequence-specific DNA binding. The transcript is spliced from 3 exons. Gene Ontology annotation, cellular component: nucleus. Lineage: Eukaryota; Metazoa; Arthropoda; Insecta; Hymenoptera; Figitidae. The record is from RefSeq and is a predicted model, not a curated record. Bases 828 to 2540 code for a protein of 570 amino acids. Gene Ontology annotation, biological process: regulation of transcription by RNA polymerase II; multicellular organism development; neuron differentiation.
GAGCGAGGGAGAGAGAAGGAUAGAGAAAGAGAGCAAGGGAUCAGAGGGGAGUCCAUCCAGUUUUGCAGGAAGGUAAAGGUAGAGAAGGAACCGCCCUUUUUUUGCAGCCUCGCUGACAUGUGGAACUGGGGGAUAUCUUAACCCCCGGAACCCAGGGAGCACUGGGGGCGUGUCUUUCGUGAUUAUUCGUUCGCCACUCACCAGAUGUCUAGCGGUUGCACCCACCGACAUCUUCUCCCCGCCAAAUUGGGGCUUGACUGACCUUGAUACCGCCUCGAAACGCCCCUAGCCGGCCCUCUACAGUCUCUACACUGCAGACGCGUCGCGGCAACCAACUGGACAACUUAGCCGGCCCCAACACAGCAGGUCAAAUCCUGCGUCUAACCGGCUCUUCCCGUGGUCCAAAUCGAGAAUCGCGGUGUUCAUUUUCAAUUGACGUUAUCAGUGUUCAAUAUCAGUGAUAACUAAAAGUGUUCCCUAACAGUUUUUCUUCAAUUUCCAUUUACAGUUUCAAGUCCAUGAAAAAAAAAUCCAAGAACCAUAUUCGGAAUAAAUUAACAAUGAUUCGGAAUAAAAUACCAAUGACACGGAAUAAUUAGUGCAAUUAUAAUAAUUACAAACUGAUGACAUGAUGCUAUUCACAAUUUAAAUUCCCCAUCAAUCUCGAUCGGAUGUUUUCGAGUACUUCAAUGAGGCGACGGAAGAGGAUCAGCUAAUAAAAAAAAAUCCAGAAUGAAAACACGAUUGCGUCGCCUCUGAACAGAGGGUUCGCACUAUAAACCACACGAGCUCCGCCAAGAGUUCGUGGAACUGUACACACCUCAAAUAUGUCAAGCGGCUCAACCGAGGUAUCACCAGCAUCAGGGUUCGAUGGAUUAGGACACCCCGGUAGCAACAAUAAGACAGUGUUGCGCGACGAUAAGGAGACAAAGUGUCGUUCGACAAACGCCGACAGCGAUUGCGAGAGUGAUACCAGUGAGGUUCUCAGUGUUGGCAGUGAACCGCCGCCCACACUCACCGAAUUCCGUGACUGUAAUAAUUCCGCGAAAUAUGAAGAAACUAGUCGUACCGAAUUCCACGAUGAGGAGAACACGAGGAUAUCGUGCACACCAUCGCCAUCGAGUUCAAUCAGCUGCAACGAUCCCUAUUACAAUAAUCGUUCAUCGAAUAAUCCAAUUCAGGCACCAAGUCCACCUGCCUACAGUCAACCGCCAUCAUCACCCACCGCAUCAUCCGUACGAUCGCCGGCGUCCUCGAGUGCCACUGCAUCCUCUCCAGGUCGACCAGAUCUUCCUCAGGAGACGAUACUCUCCCGAUAUCAAUCAGCUCAUCAACAUUUACUCUCGAGGUUCGCCAGGGAUUCAGCCGAUCUUGCCGAUUAUCCACCACGAGUACCGCACAGUUUGACUCAUGAGAUCAUUUAUCCAUCGGUGGAGAGGUUGCAUAGAACGCCAAUCAGCGUUCCCUUAGUGACCAGAAUCUCCCUAUCGCCACCAUCCGCUAUGACGGUCACCGGCCUACAGGCAUCGACGCCCGUUUUACAUCCUCGUGAAACCCUGAUGCCCCAUCCCCCUCACAGCAUCCAUCAUGGACUAUCAAAUUCCCACGGUCAUCAUCACCAUCACCAUCAUCAUCCAAAUUCCCAAAUACAACACGUACCCGCAAGCGCAAUUCAUCAGCAGCAUCGUUUAUCAGUCAGUAAAAUACUUCAACGUGAUCAUGAAAGUGUUUCACCAAAGCCAAGAGAGGAGAAUGGAAAUGGACGCAGUGGUACCAACUCCUCGAAUGGCAAUCAAAAUAAUGCGAAUGCAAUGAAUAAUAAUGACAAUCAUAAUAAUAAUAAUCUUCAACAUCAGGCGGGUUUAAAGUUCAGUAUAGACAAUAUUCUAAAGGCUGAUUUCGGUAGGAGAAUAACGGAUCCAAUUUCACUGAAGAAAUCACGUCCUAAAAAGGUGAUACCAAGACCAAUUGAUUUGACAAAGGAUUUUCUUGAGUCGUCGUCGGAGGGUUCUGAACGUGGCUCGGAAGCCUCCACGACAAAUACAUCGCCAGGAGUUCCCACGAGUACUACGCCCACUAGUAUUACAACAACAACAACAACUCAAGGAUCAGAACCUGGAAAAAUGGUUUGGCCCGCUUGGGUUUACUGCACGAGAUAUUCCGACAGACCUUCUUCUGGACGAAGUCCACGGACGAGAAGGGUUAAACGGCCAAAUGAGGGGAAGGUUGCGCCAGCAACACCCGAAGAGAAGAGACCGAGAACGAAUUUUAGCGGUGAACAGUUGACAAGGUUAAAGAGAGAAUUUGCCGAGAAUCGAUAUUUAACUGAACGCAGAAGACAACAAUUGUCCCGCGAUUUGGGUUUGAAUGAGGCCCAAAUAAAAAUUUGGUUUCAAAAUAAGAGGGCAAAAAUAAAAAAGGCCUCGGGACAAAAAAAUCCUCUCGCACUACAAUUAAUGGCCCAGGGUCUCUAUAAUCAUUCAACAGUCCCGUUGACCAAAGAAGAAGAAGAACAGGCUGCAGAACUUCAAGCAAAAUGAUAAGUCCCAAAAUUAUUCUCAAAAAAAAAAAAUAAAUAAAUUGUCAAUUGGGCCAACGUUAAUUUAUUUCGACGGAGAGGAAUAAUUGUCUGUAAGCCUCGGAAUUAAAGACUGAUAACGAACGAAUAAUCGGAGAUAAAAAAAAAAGAAAACGGAACUAAAACUGCCAAAGUUUGGAUUACAUUUUUUCAGCCUGAAAUAUUUCGUCACGUCGCAAAAAAUUGUGUGUAAAAAAAUAUUCUGCUUUAUUCUAUCAAAAGGGAGAUGGUGUUUGAAAAAAAGUCUUCCAUUAAAUUUCACUUAUAAAAAAAGUCAACUUUCGACUUUUAUUUAUCAAAAAAAAAAAUAGUAAAUAAAUAAAACAAAGAAGGAAAGAAAAACUAUUCGCAAAAUUCUUUUCGAGAAUGUAUAAAAUUUCGACCAUUUUUAAUUAAUCUGAAUUUAAAAAUAAACAAAACCCAGAGAAAUGUUUUAUAAUUAAAACAAAUAUAAUUUGAGUCAAAUAGAAGUUUGUUACAGAACCUACUAAAUUAUUUGUUUCAAAUGAAAAAUUUAUUUAGCACAAAAAAAUAAUUUCGUAGGCUCUAAGUGAAAUAUAACUUCUAUCUGGGUGAAAUUAAAAUAAUAAUAAAAGUUAUUAAAUAAAUAAUAAAGAAUAUUAAUUCUAAAACCAUUUUUUUUCUUCAAGUUAAUUUCAUUAACAAUGAAACCUUGAAUAAACGAUUGAAUAUAAAAAAUUCGGAAUUUUCAUAUAUUAUGUAAUCGCUAUAAAAAAAUAUAUAUAUUGUAAAAUUGUAAAUUUUUCUCGUGUGUCCAAAAUUCAAAAUUAUAUAUUCAAUAAGCGGCGGACGAAAAAAUGGAAAAACAGUAAAAAAAAAAAAUUAUAACACAAAUUUAAACAAAAAUUAUAAAUACGACGAAUAUUAUGCUUAUAUUGUGCCAUUUUGUUGCCGACGGUGACCACAAUUCUAUAAAAUUAAUUUCUCCAUUUUAUUCUUCUGUACAAAAAACGAAAUAAAAAUUUUCCUUUUUCUCUCAAAUUUGUCGAGAGUUCUGGCAUCAAGAAAAAAAAAAGAAAAAAAAUGUUGAAACAAUUUCCGCUAUAUAAUUUAUAAUAUAUGUAAAAAUGUAAAAUAUUCCCCGUUCCCCUUUUACCCUUCACUCCACUUACUCCCGAAUCGCGACAAGAAAAAAAAAAUAAUUGCAACGUGCAAUAGAUUCUUAUACAUAUAAAUAGAGAGAAGUUAUAAUAGUGAAGCUGUUAUAGUAGAGGUGAUCUUUAAUAAAUAAAUAAAUGAGAAUAAAAAAAAAUGAUGAAAAAAAAACCCGACGUGUACAUAACAUUCGACUUGUAGCUUGUAUCAUCGUUUAUAGACUGUUUAAAGUAACUUAGUUAUUUAUUUACUUAUGUAUUAAGAGCAAAAGAGAUAACGUACAUAUGACAAAAAAAAUAAACAAACAAAAACCCGCAUAUAUGCUUGGUGAAGAUAAGAAAACAAAACACAGUGAUCCUGUACGUGUAAAAUUAUUUAAAAAUCGAUUAAAUACACUUAUUAUCAAGCAAA